AUCGCAAGCGAGACUCCAACCAAAACAUCAACUUGCAUUCACGACACACAGUUCUAAACCUCUCAAGUCUACCCGGAAGCAACCCAAGCAAAACAAUGGAGCUGUCCAAGAUGUUCCUUUGGGCUUCGCUGGCCCUCACCACCACGGCCCUCCCUCGAGCUGAAGGAGUCAAUGGUGACGGCAUCGCCGAAAAGAAGGACAACAGUGCUGUCCGUUUCACCAUCUCGGAGGACGGUAUCCCCAUCAUUGUCAACCCCGUCUUCGCCAUGGCCACUCUCUCUACCCAGCCCGCUUCGGCCCUGCAUCUCAACACGACCGACCCUGCCACUCUCGAGUCGAUCCUGCCGGCCCCCAAAUCCACUACCCGGGCUCAUGGCAACGAGAACAACGACGGCGCUUUCGGCCCCCGGAACGGUCUUUUCCAUAAUCCCUGCGACACUGCUCGCUGUGGCGAUGGAACCACCUGCAUUGUCGCACAGGGACGCCCCAAGUGUGUCUCUGGUGCUACCUGCGGGCCCGCGGUCUGCGGUCGCGGCACGGUCUGCUGCAACCACAGCUGCGGCAUCUGCACGCCCCCGGAUGGCUUUUGUAUCCAGAUGCUCUGCGGGAGCUAACCCGGCAACUCCGACCGACAUGCCUCCCUACGAGGCUACGGUACUACCUAGAGAGUCUGGCAUGGAAAGGGUGGCAUGGAAAGGGACAUGGAUUCUGGGGUAGAUAGGAUUCAUAGCAAAGCCAUGGCAUUCACC
Molecule: messenger RNA, 749 nt
Organism: Sodiomyces alkalinus F11
Lineage: Eukaryota; Fungi; Ascomycota; Sordariomycetes; Glomerellales; Plectosphaerellaceae
Exons: 2
Coding region: 96-614 (172 amino acids)
Source: RefSeq, a predicted model, not a curated record